AUGAGGAGGUUUUUGGUUCCUAGAACAAGUAUUGAGAAAGUGAAUGUUAAGCAACCGGAAGCCGAAGUAGAAGAAACACCCCAUAAUGUGGCCAACGAUUUUAAUCCAAAUGAGAUUGUGCGUGAUUCAGGAUGUAGGAAACAAAUUCACGAGUAUGCUCCUGAUAUUCAAGACCAAGUGAGGAGGGCAUAUAUAUUGAAGGGUCCAACGCAACCAGAUUUAGCAAGAUUUCCUCGUACUCAAUUUGGGAAGUCUUCAAGAGCAUUUUGUAAAGCUUGGUAUAAGAGUUAUACAUGGAUUGAAUACAGUGAGUCAAAGGAUGCAACUUAUUGUUUCUAUUGCUUUCUUUUUAAGCCUCCCGGGAGGGCCGAACACUUUGGUGAUGAAGUCUUCAACAAAGACGGAUUUAAAGAUUGGAAGCAUGCAUCUAAAGGCUUUAAAGAUCAUAUUGGUAGUCAUGAUAGGAAAGUUGUGGAACGAUUUAUUGCUCUACAUCAUGUCAAAUAUACUACAUCUGAGGCACUAAAGGAUGCUCUUUAUGGUAUUCUCGAUCGUCACACGUUAUCUAUUUCAAGGAUACGAGGGCAAGGAUAUGAUGGAACUUCAAAUAUGAGAGGUGAUUUUAAUGGUUUACAAAGAAAGUUUCUAGAUGAAAACCCUUAUGCUUUCUAUGUCCAUUGUUAUGCUCACCGUUUGCAAUUGGUGGUUGUGUCUAUUGCUAGUAGUUGCUCAUCUAUUCAUGAUUUCUUUGAGUACAUUUCCUUGAUUGUAACCGCAAUAAGUGCAUCUUGCAAGAGAAAUGAUGCUUUGAAGGAGGCACAACACCGAGAAAUUUUGUAUAGACUUGAGAGUGGUGAGAUAUCUCAAGGAAAGAGCUUGCACCAAUCAUCUAGUCUCGCUAGACCCGGAGAUACUAGAUGGGUUGAUGAUGUUAAAGCUCGGUUGGCUACAUUGAGAGAGAGUGGUUGGGAUGAUUUAUUUAUUGAUGUCCAAGAAUUUUGUUUUGCUCAAAGUAUUCUAGUGCCAAAUAUGGAUGAAGAAAUACCGGUCCGGGGACGUUCAAGAAGAGAAGGGAGGACUGUCAGUAAUCUUCACCAUUACCGUGCAGAGAUUUUUUAUGUUGCUAUUGACAAAAUAUGUGUGGAGAUGGAUCACCGGCUUUGUGAAGGAAGUAACGUUGUGCUGGAUUGCUUCUCAUGUCUUGACCCCAAGAACUCUUUUUCCAAGUUUGAUGUUGAUAAGCUUGCUCGUCUUGCUAAUAUUUAUCAAGUAGACUUUUCUGAUGAUGACCGUGGAACAAUAAGGGAGCAACUUGAGACUUAUGUAGAAUAUAACUAUGUUGCAUGGAGUAGUGCAUUGUGCUUUGGAUUCCUUUUGGUGCACCUUUGA
Messenger RNA from Vicia villosa (hairy vetch), 1389 nucleotides. RefSeq lists its product as uncharacterized. Lineage: Eukaryota; Viridiplantae; Streptophyta; Magnoliopsida; Fabales; Fabaceae. The record is from RefSeq and is a predicted model, not a curated record. Bases 1 to 1389 code for a protein of 462 amino acids. The transcript has 4 exons.